AUGGCCGAUGCCGCGCGCGCCGCGCUCGACGAGCUCAUGGGCGCCGAGCGCGAUGUCCCACUCGAUCAACGAACCGGUCGAGGUCGUCACUUCACGGACGCCGACGUGUGCAAGUAUUACCUUUGCGGAUUCGACGUCACGUGCUUCAAGAACACGAAGAGCGACGGGGACAUUUUGCGUGUGGUCGGCGCGAGCGCGAGCGAAAAGAUUCGCGACGACGGCCUGCGAGAGGAUUUCGAGCGCGCGACCUCGGCCGAGCGCGCUCGAACGGGGUACGAACGUAUGACUCUGAGCGUGUUGGAUGAUUUGAUUCGCGAGUGUGAUCGACGGAUCGCGCGCGGACGGGCGAGGGCGAAGCAGGAACGGGAGGAGGCGGAGCGAAAGGCCGCGACGAGCGCUGAGGCGGACACGCUGCGAUUGCUGGAACAAAAAAUGACCGAGACGGCGGAGCGAGCGGAGAAAUUGGGAGAAGACGGCGACGUGGAUGGCGCCGAGCGCGAGGCGGCGCUCCUGGAGACACUGCAGACGAGACACGAUGAGGUGAAGCGGAGGUACGAAACGCUAGACGGAUGGCGUUUGACCGAGCCGUGCGAGGUGAGCGGCACGCUCCUGUGCUCGACGGACACCGAGGAACGGCGACGAGACCAUCUCGUUGGGAAACAAUAUAAAGGAUGGUCGCGCAUCCGGGAGCUUCGUGACGAGAUCGCGGCGAGAUUGGUGAAGUAUGAGGCGGACGGAUUGGUCAUCGGCGACGCAUCCGACGCAGCGAGGCGGCAUCGAGAUCGAGGCGAUCGACGUUCGCGCUCGCCCGAUCGCGGUGAUAGACGCGAUCGAGGAGGUGGUCGACGACGUUCAGGUUCACGCGAACGAGGUGAUCGACGAUACGAGCCGUAUCGAAGACAGGACGAUCGUCACAGAGAAAGCAAUCGUAGAUACGAUAGGUAUGAUGAUCGACGUCGCGACGACAGACGCGACGAUCGUCGAGAUAGGUACCGAUAA
Ostreococcus tauri is the source of this 999-nucleotide messenger RNA. Its product is annotated as LUC7-related. Gene Ontology annotation, cellular component: U1 snRNP; U2-type prespliceosome. The coding region runs from base 1 to 999 and encodes 332 amino acids. The record is from RefSeq and is a predicted model, not a curated record. The transcript is spliced from 2 exons. Gene Ontology annotation, biological process: mRNA splice site recognition. NCBI's taxonomy places the organism in Eukaryota, Viridiplantae, Chlorophyta, Mamiellophyceae, Mamiellales, Bathycoccaceae. Gene Ontology annotation, molecular function: mRNA binding.